CUUCAUUGUGAUGUGGUUAAUUUAGAUAGCAGUUGAGUAUUGUAGGAAAUUGUUAAAAGACAAAAAUAACUUGAUUAACAAGAAGUAUGUCAGAUAAAUUGAAUGAGUUUUGUGAAAUAAUUGAUACCUAUGGUGGAAGAGAUAAGGUAAUGAAAGCACUAUGUUACAGUGCAAAGCUGGUAUCAGGCUAUUAUGCGAGCAAAAACUCGACAUUAUCAAAACCAUAUGGUAUUAUAAGUUCUCGCAUAUCAGGAGCGCGUGCUACAUUACGACUUAUAGAUGAUAUAUCCAUGAUUCAGUACGCUAAGGAAUAUGGUUUGGGAAGAAAUGAACCGGAUUUAUUAAUGGCAGUUUUGGGCGUGACAGCUAAUAUUGUUGAUAUUCUAUAUUAUCCAAUCGAAAAAAUUUGUUGGCUAUCAGAACAUGAUAUAGUGAAAAUAAAAAAUUCCGAUAAGUGGGAUGUACUCAAUUCUGUGUUUUGGGUGCUUUCAGUACAUCUGAAUCUUAUGAGAACAUUACGAGCCUUCUCUUUAAAUCAACAAAAAUUAAAUGCUGUAGAUGUAAAAAGACUCGAUGCAUAUGAGAAAGCGAUUAAGAAACACAGGAUUGAGAUGCUUUCCAUACUUCGACUAAGUCUAGAUUUUGUUCAUGCUGUGAGCACUUUGCCUAAAGGAUUUCUAUGGGGUGGCAAAUUAUCAACAUUUCAAGUUGGAGCUGUUGGAACGACUAGUGCGUUGUUAGGCAUUUAUCAAAUAUUUGCAAAACGAAAAUUAAAUAAAUAAAUUUUCGUUCAAAUUUUUUAUCAGAAUUAGUUUUAUAAAAUUGUUGAUUUUGUUGCUGUAAAUGUAAAGUGUUAGAUCUGCAAGUUACUGUGCAAUUACAAGUUUAAA
Teleopsis dalmanni is the source of this 890-nucleotide messenger RNA. RefSeq names its product peroxisomal membrane protein 11C (gene Pex11c). Gene Ontology annotation, biological process: peroxisome fission. The record is from RefSeq and is a predicted model, not a curated record. NCBI's taxonomy places the organism in Eukaryota, Metazoa, Arthropoda, Insecta, Diptera, Diopsidae. Bases 87 to 782 code for a protein of 231 amino acids. Gene Ontology annotation, cellular component: peroxisomal membrane. The transcript has 5 exons.